UUAUCGCAUGCAUUUAUCUAAAAAAAUAAGGGAUUUGAUCAUUUUCGAAGAUACUUCACUGACAACAUAACCUAAUAUUUUGUAUAGAAUACAUACAUAUCAUUUCAAGCAAAACUGGACUGUUGAAAUUAAUUAAAAAUUAUGGCUUGUGAUUCAAAAAUAAUGUGCUUUCGUCAUUGUUGUUCAAAAAGUAUAUUUUGUAAAACUGUUCCAGAAGAUUAAUAAAACUUUAAAGUUAAAAUGAAUCAUAAUAAGAUCAAACUGCCUUUAUUGGGCAGAAAUUAUAGACAAAGAUUUCUUCAAUUACUAAGAAAUCUUUCAUCUGACACUAGUCAAUAUAAAUUUGAUGUUAUUGUUAUUGGCGGUGGUCAUGCUGGAACAGAAGCUUGUACAGCAGCUGCCAGAAUGGGUGCAAAUACGUUAUUAGUUACUCAUAAAAAAAGUACAGUAGGAGAAAUGUCAUGUAAUCCAUCCUUUGGCGGAAUUGGAAAAGGAAAUCUUAUGAGAGAAGUAGAUGCUUUAGAUGGAGUUUGUUGUCGUAUAUGUGAUGUUUCUGGAAUUAAUUAUACAGUACUAAAUAAAAGUAAAGGACCAGCUGUAUGGGGAUAUAGAGCUCAAAUUGAUCGUGACUUAUACAAGAAACAUCUACAGAAGGAACUUUUCAAUACACCUGGUUUAAAAAUAUGUGAAUCUUCUGUGGAAGAUUUAAUUGUACAUGGAGAUUCUCCAAAUUGCCAUGGAAUAAUUCUUAGAGAUGGAACAAAAUUAUACAGUGACGCAGUUGUCAUAACAACGGGUACUUUCCUAAAGGGUCAAAUUAAUAUUGGAUUGGAGAAAAGACCUGCCGGCAGGUUGGGUGAUGAACCUAGCAUUGGGUUAGCUAAUACAUUAGAAAGGAUUGGCUUUAAAAUGGGAAGAUUAAAGACUGGUACACCACCGCGAUUAGAAAAAUCUACUAUCGAUUUUUCCAAUCGUAUAAUUCGUUACCCAGACGAGGUAUCAACACCAUUUUCAUUCAUGAACGAAACUGUUUGGUUACCUGUAGAAAAACAGGUAAACACUUAUCUUACGUACACAAACGAAGCUGUCUCAAAAAUUGUAAAAGAUAACCUCCAUUGUAACUUACAUGUUACGGAAGAAAUAUCAGGACCACGGUAUUGCCCAAGCAUUGAAAGCAAAGUUCUUAAAUUUGAAACGACAGAACACCCAAUUUGGUUAGAACCUGAAGGUUUAAAUUCAUCUAUAAUAUAUCCCAGUGGAUUAUCAUGUACACUUCCAGCAGAAAAACAAGAAGAACUUAUUAAGUGUAUUCCUGGACUAGAAAAUGCAAAAAUGGUAAAACCAGGUUAUGGAGUUGAAUAUGAUUAUAUUGACCCAAAAGAAUUAAAUGUUACGUUAGAAACCAAAAGAAUUCCAGGAUUAUUUCUUGCUGGACAGAUAAAUGGUACAACUGGUUAUGAGGAAGCAGCUGCACAGGGGAUUGUAGCAGGUGUCAAUGCUGCGGCUAAGGUUCUUAAUAAAAAGCCAUUGAUAAUAAGUCGUACAGAAGGUUAUAUUGGUGUUCUCAUCGAUGAUCUUAUUACACAUGGUACAAAUGAGCCAUAUAGAAUGUUCACUAGUCGUUCAGAAUUUCGAUUAAGCUUACGACCAGAUAACGCAGAUCAAAGACUCACCAGAAAAGGAUACGAUAGUGGUUGCGUAUCGGAAAAAAGAAUGGAAAAAACAGAAACAGUUUUAUCCAAAUUAAAAGAAAAUAUAGAAUUAUGUAAAAAUGAAAUUCGUACGACUGCAAAGUGGAGUAAAUUAUUGGGUAUUCCACGUCCUAAAAAUACUGAUCCUCGAUCUGCUUUUGAGUUACUACAAGUUUAUGACAUUGACAUAUUUAUCAAAGCGCUUCCAGACCGUUUUGGACACCUUGCAGAUGAUCCAGCCAUUGCAAAAAGAGUAAAGAUAGAGGCAUUAUAUGCAGAAGGUAUAAAAUACCAACAGCAAGAGGUUAAUGAAAUUCGUAAAAAUGAACAAAUGUUUAUACCAUCAUCUUUGUACAAUAACUUGGGUCACUUGAAUUUAUCCUACGAGGAACAAGAAAAACUCUUACAGUUUCAACCAUAUACAAUUGCUGCAGCCAGUCGAAUCCAAGGAAUCACUCCAUCUUGUAUUUUGCGUUUAAUAUAUUACAUACGAAAGAAUAGUCAAAAUACAGCACUCGUAGCAAAUUAACUGAAAUAAAUGACUUAUUAAAUUA
Molecule: messenger RNA, 2245 nt
Organism: Frieseomelitta varia
Lineage: Eukaryota; Metazoa; Arthropoda; Insecta; Hymenoptera; Apidae
Product: protein MTO1 homolog, mitochondrial
Exons: 10
Coding region: 241-2220 (659 amino acids)
Biological process (GO): tRNA methylation; tRNA wobble uridine modification
Cellular component (GO): cytosol
Molecular function (GO): flavin adenine dinucleotide binding
Source: RefSeq, a predicted model, not a curated record